AUGAGUUCCUACAAGAAGAAGAAAAGUUCUUCUCGCAAGGAUUUUGAAGCACCUCUCGUUCAGAGAUCUAGAGAAGAGCGCGAGGAGUCAUCCUAUUCCUGGAUAAAUGAUUGCCUCCCGACCGCCACUUCAACUGCAGGCCUUGGUAGUCACCUCGCGAGCAACACCCAUACCAAGGCAUCGAACAAAUUACCUGAGGAAGUUAGGAGCGUUAUCAGUGACCCAAGUAUUGAUAUCAAGGACGCGGGAACCGGUCACCACGAUAAUCGGAUGACCAAACUUCCUCCAGGUCAGUUCCGUGAGCCGUCUUUGAGACGGGGCUAUGGCAUGCCGUACCAGACACCAAAAGCACUUGAAAGCGUGUCGGCCCAGGGAACGAAACAAGUUGGGCAAUGCGACGCUGGAACUUUAGAAUCGCAGACGCCCCUUUCAAGCAGUCGGCAACUACAACCGCCAACCAAUAAUGAAACUAGCAACAUGUAUGAUCUCAGUCAACGUAAACGUAUACGCAGUGAUCUUCAACCUGCCGGUUACCGCCCCAUUGCUAUGCGCCAUCCCGAGACCCAUGGACAAGAAACCAACAAACAGCAGUCAUCAGACAUAGUGAUUAAUCUAGGUCACAAUAAGGAAGAUGAACAGAAGGCUCUUCUUAGGAGAUGUCUGGAGCUCAAAGACUUAUAUCUUCGUUCCGAUGGCGAAGCCCAACAAGGGAAGGCCUUACGACGAGAGAAGUGGAAACUUGUGAAAGGCUGCGUGGAAAAAUGGUGCGAACCACGCAGAUUCCAACUUGCGAAGGAUGGACCUGCGGCAUCAGGCUCCGAGCUCGUUGCACUGCUUGACCAAUGGAACAAAUUAUAUGCUGCAAAGUUUUGUUCUGAAAACCGAAAUCUCUUGGAGGCAGCAGGAUGGAAAAAGGCUGCUGAGCAAAGUCGAAACAGUUCCCGCUUAGAUGCCCCCCACAACCCUCAGGCCAGCCAUGAGAGCAAUUCCCAGAGCGAGAAAGUAGCAGAAGCAUUGGACUUUGAAGUUUCUAUUUGGCCUACUGUCAAAGAUGAACUGAUGGAGUUCGCAGAGUCGAGGAUUCUCCGUUGGGCUGAAGACAAGCUACGGGAAAGGCUACAGGCACUCGAGUCUCUGACCCGGCCGCCCCUUUUGAAGGCCAACAGCUCUCCGGAGUCGUACCAGCUAUAUUUGAGAUACCUCAUGAAUCGUACAGAGGCUUCUGGAAAGAAUUCUAACGCAAUCCGAAAUACCGAGGCUGUCAUGUCUAUGGUACUGGACCUUCUACCAGGUCUAGAGAAGCGCCUGCGGGAUCAGCUCGGACAUGUGGUCGAUAAGCAAGAAGAUCGUUCCGAAGCUGGUAUUAGGCAUGGCCAGACUAAUGACGCGGAUAAUGACGUGGGCAAUGAUGAUUCUGGAAGUGCUCAUGAGAAUCUUGAAGAAGCUGAUCAUGACAUUGAUCACAAAGUUCAAGAAGCCCAGGAAGAGAUUGAUAAUGAGGACGAAGUCAAGACGAGACUUGAAGAUGGCUCUGAAGAGGAUGAAGGCGAAGACGAAGUUGUCGAUGAUUUCGAGGAGUUAUAUGAAGAUGAAAACGAGGACCAUACCUACAAAGAUCCCGAUGAACCCAACCGGCAGCAUAGAGGGUCGGUCCUCGAGUCCAUUGAGCCUCGUACUCCGAUUGUCACUCCAAGGACAAUGGCUCAACUCCGUCACUACGAGCAGAGGUACCGGGGCAUGAUUAGAGCUGCUAAAGGUCAAAAAGAGACAGCGGCCGCCGUACUUCGUUCUGUGGAUGAAGAAGAACGAGAAGUGGCAUCACGAAAACGAAAAGCAUCAGAUUCCGUGGAGCCUGCUCUUGCUAUCCGAAGCAAGUCGAUGGAGCAGAGGCUCGCUGCGAUGGGCACCCCGACUCCCUUAGGCAGGAAAAGGCAACGACUCAACGAACAUCUGUGUAGUCCAGCGUCGACAGCUUGUUCGUCUGAGCUUCCGUCUCUUGAGGACAUUUUUAGCUCGAGCAUUGGUCGUGCAUCUUCCGCGACAACGCAACCACUUCCCAACUCCUCGAGCCCUGCAGUUCGAGUGAGUAAGAAGAGUAGCACAAGAAAGGACAGGAAUAAAAGCAAGAGUAAAGUAUUCCCUGAACUCGGAGAUACUCCUACCGGCGCUGCUACUGCUCCUAAACUUGAAGAGUUGACAGGAGUGUCACCUGGCCUCUUUGUGACGCCUGAUCCUGUAGCGCAACAGGUCAAUACGCCCUUCGGAUUUAAGAAAAGUGCCUCGUGUCGUCCUAUCCAAGAGGAAAGAUUUCGGGAAGAAACAGCCGAGUUCCAUGCCAUGACGCCUGGUGCUCGGGAAUCCAUGCUCUACACCGCGCUUCGGGAGAUGCGCCGGCGACAAGGUUAG
Messenger RNA from Fusarium odoratissimum NRRL 54006, 2406 nucleotides. RefSeq lists its product as uncharacterized. The record is from RefSeq and is a predicted model, not a curated record. Lineage: Eukaryota; Fungi; Ascomycota; Sordariomycetes; Hypocreales; Nectriaceae. Bases 1 to 2406 code for a protein of 801 amino acids. The transcript is spliced from 3 exons.